Molecule: messenger RNA, 955 nt
Organism: Aspergillus novofumigatus IBT 16806
Lineage: Eukaryota; Fungi; Ascomycota; Eurotiomycetes; Eurotiales; Aspergillaceae
Exons: 3
Coding region: 313-921 (202 amino acids)
Source: RefSeq, a predicted model, not a curated record
ACGCGCGCGAAAUAGCCUUGCAAUGCAUUGCACAAUCCCCACCUGUCUUGCUGCAUUAUGACCCGUAAUGUUCAGCCAUAUGCUUCUCCCCGCCAGGAGUCUAUCUUCGACACUCCUGAUGACGUUUGGAUGAGGGAACAACCAGUGGAGGACAGUUGAGAGCUAAUACUGGUUGUGGGUAGUGGUGGUGACGAAUUUAAUCAUGAGGUUUGGCGCGAGGACCGCUCUAAUGUCCGGGGAGCUUCCAUUGACCAGAGCACGACGCAAUCUGAGUAUCAUCGAGGCUCUUUCUCGGGAUAUCCCCCGGAGGUGAUGGGCGCCCCGUCCUAUUCGAUUGAACAGCAUGAAGCUCCUGUUGGAUUUUUUCCAAGCCCUACCCUUCCCUAUCAGUCCACAGCCUUGCACCAGUGGGCUUCUCACUGGGCUGACCGGGGCCUUGCUCCUAUUGUCCCGUCUUCUUUGACUGGCGAUGCAGCGCUGGGAUCCGACGUUUACAACUCCUCUGCCCUGCUCCAGUCGCCCACUCAGUUGGCCACCGCAGCAACCUCUAGGGUUGUGCAAGAGAUUCCUACCCAGCUGGCCUGCCAAGUCGUUGACCGAGGGCCUUUCUAUGCCAUUGCUGAGAGCAGCAAUUUGAACCCAGUGAACCCGUCAGAUACCACACUUUUUGCAUCUGAAAUCGCGCAUGCGCCGUCUGCAAGUGGAAUUGCUCAGAGCCCCUUCCAACCAAUCCAGCCAAAGCCAACGCAGCAGCAGAGCCCAGAGCCAAGUCCCGCAGCGCUAACAAAGCCGUUCCGUUGCAAAAAGUGUCCGAAGAGCUACGGUUCCCAGGGGGCAUUUAGAAGGCACGAUGUGGGGGUGCACGGUGUAGGGAGGAGAACUGGUGGUCGACCUUCGAAUAACUCGAGGCGACUAAUUUGAAUACUGUGGAGGUCAAAAAUUUGGCUAUCUGCUU